AUGGGAACCCGAACGUUCUUCCACCACAGGGAGGAGGAGCAGAAGGAAGAGAGGCACCAGAGCUUGGAAAUGACCUCCACAACUAGAAAGAAAAAGUUCAAAACCAGUGAGGAAGAAGAGACUUUCAGCCCUUCAGAGUUAUCGAUAGCAGCUGCUCUCGCCUUGACUUCUGAAAUACCACAGGAUUACAAGCUAAGAAGAGAAGCUGCCAUCCUAGAGCUAGAACAGAGAGGGCAAAAGAGAAUUCGGUUUGGGAAUGAGAUGGAAAAGUUGGAAAAGGAGGUGAUUUGGAACUGCAGACUGCUGCGUGUGAGAGCUGACCGGAAGGCCCUUCGGAGAAAGGCUGUAGAAAAGGCCCGUGUGGAGAAGGAAUACAUUGAGCUGCGUUCAGGGCGACCACCUAUGUUCUGGAUCCCCCUCAGAGCACAUGCAGUCUGGGAGAGGAUGGACGUGACGCUGGCGUGUACAGUCCUGGCCUCCCCACCGCCGCAGGUUACUUGGUAUAAAAACGGAGUCCGUAUUGAUCCUCGCCUAGCCCCACCUGGAAAAUACAAGAUCAAAAACAAGUUUGGGAUGCUGACCUUGCACAUCAGCAGAUGCUCCAUGGAAGAUUCUGCUGAAUAUAGUGUUGAAGUUAAGAAUCAAUACGGCGAGGCUUAUUCAUUUGCUACAGUGCUUGUAAGGAAAUAUUACGGAAAGGAGUCAGGAUUUGAUUCAGAAAUAUACAGAAGAUCCCUUAUGGCCAGAGAAGCAGAUUUUGCUUUUCCACUGAAACCCUUAUUUUCAAGAGAAAAGGAGCCUUUCACCCUCUCCUGUUACUUCUCUUCUGAUUUACUUGAACACCAACGAGACAUUACCUGGUUCAGAGAUGGUGAGUUGCUGCAGAACUCUGACCGUCGGGAACUAAAGUACCAAGACCGGGAGGCUUCUCUGACGGUGUCAUGUGCUUACAAAGAAGAUGAGGGAUUCUACACUAUCCGCGUCCCCUCGCUGGAUGGAUAUAAAGAGCAGACCACUUAUGUGUUUGUUAGAGAUGCUGCAGCAGAAACAGCUGGUGCACCUGGAUCCCCACUCAAUGUGAAGUGCCACGAUGUACACAAAGACUGCUUAAUUCUUUCUUGGGUAGCACCCAGUGAUAAUGGAGGAAGUCCAAUCCUGGGAUAUUAUAUUGAAAGGUGUGUUGCUGGGUCAGAGGAUUGGGUCCCAUGCAAUGACAAGCCAGUGAAAACCUGCAGAUACCCUGUCUUGGGCCUCGCUGAAGGAGAGACGUACCAGUUCCGAGUAAAGGCUGUCAAUAAAGAGGGCAUCAGUCAUCCUUCAAAAACCAGUGAUCCAGUUACAACAUAUGACCCCAGCAAGGACAACAGAGUGACAGUUAUUCCGUACGAUGAUGGCAGGACGAUAGGAAUUUGCAAGGAUGACGUGGAAGGACAUAUCAAAAUUCCCUUGCCACCCACCAAUGUUCAUGCAAGCGAGGUCAGAGAAGAUUAUGUGGCUUUGGCCUGGGACGAACCAGACCCAAGAGGCAGAGAGCCACUAGAUUAUUAUGUGGAAAAGUCAAUUGUAGGCAGCAACUCCUGGCAAAUGGUUAAUCUGGAUACACCAGCUAAUUCUCCAAGAUUUGCACUCUUUGAUCUUGUUAAAGGAAAAUCGUACCGUUUCCGUGUGCGAUCUGUUAACAAGUAUGGAAUCAGUGAGCCAUCCCUGCCCAGUGAGCCUGUAACUGCUGGAGCCAAACUGGCUCCUCUGCCUCCACCAUCUCAGGUUCUAGCUUUCAGAGACACCAAGACAUCUGUUGUUUUGCAGUGGGAUAAGUUAAAGGAUGGGCUGGAGCCUCUUGGCUACUACAUAUACUGUCGGGAGACUGGGACAGAAGAAUGGCAAACUGUGAAUAAUAAACCCGUGACACGUAAUGAAUUUACUGUUCCUGGGCUGCAGCCUGGAAAAGAAUAUGUCUUUUGUGUGAAAUCUGUCAGUGAGGCAGGACUAAGUGAAAGCUCACCAGAAACAGAGCCGAUCGUUGUAAGGCCGGCUAUUGCUCGUCCAUCAGCACCACACAGCUUUGUUCUUCUCAACUGCGGGAAGGCUGACAUGACCAUCAGCUGGAAACCCCCGAAACGCAAGGGAGGAACAAAGAUUCUGGGUUAUUUCCUAGAUCAGCAUGAUGCAUCUGAACUAGAUUGGCAUGAAGUCAAUAUUCAGCCAAUUCCUCAACGCGUCUGCACGGUCAGCAACCUUAAGGAAGGUCACCUGUAUGAAUUCCGUGCCUGUGCAGUGAACAUGGCUGGUGUUGGGGAAGUAUCUGAACCCAGUGACUUGUUCAGAUGUGAGGAAUGGACAAUGCCAGAACCAGGCCCUCCUUAUGAUGUGAGGUGCACUGAAGUAAGAGACUCAUCCCUGAAGCUCCACUGGGAAGCACCACUGUACACAGGAGCAGGUCCAGUUACAGGGUAUUACGUAGACAUGUGUGAAGAAGGGUCAGAGGAAUGGAAACAAAUAAAUAAGCAGCCCAUCGCCACCACCCAUAUGAAGAUUUCAGAGCUGGAGACAGGGAAAUGCUAUAUUUUCCGAGUAAGAGCACUGAACAAGGCUGGAAUUGGACCUCCCUCCCUCCCCUCAGAUCCUGUGGUGGCUAAAACCAAACCUGGCACAAAUGAAAUUGAACUUGGGGUCGAUGAGGAGGGUUUAAUUUACAUGGCUUUUGAAGCUCCUGAAAAGAAUGAAUCCUCAGAAUUUAUCUGGUCAAAGGACUAUGAAGGACCACCAGAUGCUGACAGAGUUCAGACUGAAGAGAAAGGCAAUAA
Messenger RNA from Antrostomus carolinensis (chuck-will's-widow), 2804 nucleotides. It is a transcript of the gene MYOM3, whose product is annotated as myomesin 3. The annotation marks the transcript as partial. The transcript is spliced from 21 exons. Gene Ontology annotation, cellular component: M band. Gene Ontology annotation, molecular function: protein binding. Gene Ontology annotation, biological process: sarcomere organization. Lineage: Eukaryota; Metazoa; Chordata; Aves; Caprimulgiformes; Caprimulgidae. The record is from RefSeq and is a predicted model, not a curated record.